Cuculus canorus (common cuckoo) is the source of this 6617-nucleotide messenger RNA. RefSeq names its product suppressor of cytokine signaling 7 (gene SOCS7). The transcript has 10 exons. The coding region runs from base 55 to 1779 and encodes 574 amino acids. Gene Ontology annotation, cellular component: phosphatidylinositol 3-kinase complex. The record is from RefSeq and is a predicted model, not a curated record. Gene Ontology annotation, biological process: intracellular signal transduction; phosphatidylinositol phosphate biosynthetic process. NCBI's taxonomy places the organism in Eukaryota, Metazoa, Chordata, Aves, Cuculiformes, Cuculidae. Gene Ontology annotation, molecular function: 1-phosphatidylinositol-3-kinase regulator activity.
GCGGAGCGGGGCGCCCCGGUGCCGGUCCCGGGGAGCCAUGCGGCGGCCGUAGCGAUGCAUCGCGCCGAGCUGCGCGAAGGAGAGGCGGCCGCCGCCGCCGCCGCCUCCUACCGGGUGCUCAGCCGCCUGCUGGGCUAUGGAGCCGCCCCGGAGGCGGCGGCGGCGGCGGGCGGCACGGCGGGGCCGCUGGGUGCCGUUACCGGGCGCUUGCCGGGGGGGGCGGCGCUGCCGGUGGGGGCGGCGCUGAGGGCCCCUCGGCCGCCGCCGCAGCUGAUGGUUUUCCGCAACGCGGAGCGCGGCGAGGAGGGCGGCCCGGCGGCGGGGGGGGGCGGCCCGGAGCAGCUCUGCCCGCGGCACCGGUGCGGCCUAGAGCCCAAAGAGGCGGCCCCGGCGGGGCUGGAGCUGCAGCUGGCGGCGCUGGGGCUGCGGCCGCCCGGGCUGGGAGCGAAAGGGGCCAGCGCGUGUCCGUGCCCGUGCCUCGGCCCCCCCGCCGCCGAGGAGACCAGCGAUGCCCUCCUGGUGCUGGAAGCGCUGGAGCCCGACGAGAACGAGAGCUGCUCCGAGGACGAAGCGGGGUCUCCCGGGCGCGGGGCCGCCCGCCCCGCCGGCAGAGCCGCCCCCCCGCCCCCCGGGGCCACCGGGGCCAGGAAGGGCUCCCUCAGGAUCCGCCUCAGCCGCCUUUUCCGCACCAAGAGCUGCAGCGGCGGCUCCGCCACCGGGGACGCCGCGGGGAGCGAGGGCCGGCGCGGCGGGGACCUGCCCGUCUCGGCCGGGAGCCUCACCGAUGUGUGCGGGGGCCGCGCCCGGGAGGAGGCGGGCAGGAAACACAGACUGACAAGAACUCAAAGUGCCUUUUCCCCGGUUGUGUUCAGCCCCCUCUUCACAGGUGAAACGGUGUCACUGGUGGAUGUGGACAUCUCCCAGCGAGGACUGACCUCCCCUCACCCUCCAACUCCGCCGCCCCCACCGCGAAGAAGCCUCAGCCUGCUAGAUGAUAUCAGUGGGACGCUGCCUACAUCUGUCCUAGUGGGUCCGAUGGGCUCCUCCCUGCAGUCUUUCCCUCUGCCUCCGCCUCCUCCGCCCCAUGCCCCAGACGCCUUCCCACGGAUUGUCCCGCUGAGGCCGACAGAGAUGAUGCCCGGCCAGCCCACCCCCCACCUGCAGUGUCCGCUCUACCGCCCGGACUCCAGCAGCUUCGCGGCCAGCUUGCGAGAGCUGGAGAAGUGCGGAUGGUACUGGGGACCGAUGAACUGGGAGGAUGCAGAGAUGAAGCUGAAGGGGAAGCCGGAUGGAUCCUUUUUGGUCCGAGACAGUUCUGACCCCCGUUACAUCCUGAGCCUGAGCUUUCGUUCACAGGGCAUCACCCAUCACACCCGGAUGGAGCACUACAGAGGGACCUUCAGCCUGUGGUGCCAUCCCAAGUUUGAAGACCGCUGCCAGUCUGUGGUAGAGUUCAUCAAGAGGGCGAUCAUGCACUCCAAGAACGGAAAGUUCCUGUACUUCCUCCGAUCCAGAGUUCCAGGUCUCCCUCCAACACCUGUGCAGCUCCUGUAUCCAGUCUCCAGGUUCAGCAAUGUCAAAUCCCUUCAGCACCUUUGCCGCUUUCGGAUCCGGCAGUUGGUCCGAAUAGACCACAUUCCCGAGCUCCCGCUGCCCAAGCCUCUGAUCUCCUACAUCCGCAAGUUCUACUACUACGACCCGCAGGAGGAGGUGUAUCUGUCACUGAAGGAAGCUCAGCUCAUCUCCAAACAGAAGCAGGAGACUGAAUCCUCCACGUAGCGAGGCUGCCUCGCCCGUCUUGUUGCUGUCACUGAUGGAAUUUGAUUGUUGCCAUCCUGUAGCCCACGUGGGGCUGUGGUGGGAAGGAGGCCCAUGACAGUGCAGCCCGUUUCUGCCGUACCGCUUCUGCUCUCAAGCUCUUUUGUACAGAGAAGAGGGUUCCAGACUCCUAAGAAGCACAGCAGAACGGGAACAAGAGCCUCAGCUCCUGGCUGAGGGCGAGGGGUCUCGGAGACAGCUGAGCCCAGCUCACGGACUCCUUGCGGAACAAAGAAUGUCAUGGCACUAUUUCCAAUGUUUUUGAAAGUUUUAUUUUUGAUGUCUUCUUUUUCCAUUUGUUUUCAGCAUGAGAAAUACUGUCUUAUGAUCAGCUGAAUUUUAUUGUCCUCCCUUGGAAACUUCAAGGUGGGGAGAGAGAAGGGGACUCUCAAGGAAGAUCAGCUCCGGGCAUUAUGGCAAGACUGUUCUUUGGUCCUCACCAAGAGGUGACACAGCCGGAGAGCUGCUUGGAGGCAGACUGAGCCAGGAUCACACGCAGCUACGUGGAAUAACCUCGGGGCAGCGUGGAGCUCUGAAGAGCGGACGGUUGCACAGCUCCCCUGCUCUCUAGGAUUUGGGAGAAGAGGAUCAAACCUCAUCCUGGGCAGCUGAGCUUUGCAGCUGGGUUUUCAGGGGGAUCCUCUACGCUUUUACAUUUUGCCCAAGGAAGGAAGAGCGUGUGAGCCAUUGGGAUGUCCUGGAGCCUUCUGCCAAAGGGAAUGGCUGCUGCGGCCCGGGGAGCAAGGGCUGCUCCUCUGCGGAGGUGUUGUCCCUGUAGCAAACACUGGAAGAUGUUGCUGAACCCCUCUGAGUGGGAGGAAGGUGGCAAAGCUGCUGCUGUACCUAUUGCAGCAGUCCAGGGACCAAAGGUACCGGCUGUGGUGAUCUUGGUCUUUCGGAGCCAUGGGAUGUGCACUUUGAGUCUUUCUCUGGCUGCAUCCAGAUGCUGUGAAGUGGCUUUCUGUAGAGCUGCGAAGGAUCCUACGCUGGGGCAUUAAGAGGUAUCUUUGGGUGAUUUAGGGCAAGAAACAGACACCUGAAGGUUCUUCUGGGACGGCACCUGGUCUCUGCGAGCUUGCUUGCUGCUUCUUCCUCUCCCUAAGAUGUCCAUGGAAUCACAGCAGUUCAGGAAGAGCAAAGCCAUGAGAGGUGGCAGCUCUUGCUGUGGUUCUGGGCUUGGCACUGUCUGAAAUACCCCCACCCCCCCUUUCAAAUCCUGGUCUGCUGUUUCAUCCAUUGCAACGGCUGCAAAAAGUUUUCAUUUCAUGAAGUUUAAAGUUUGCCUGAAGUGAUGCUGAGAAGUCUGGAGAAGCAUCUUUCCUUCUAUAUUAAUCCAAGCAAGUGUUCUGUGCCCUCAGCCCAAGUGAGGGAAACGCUCCGUCCCGCACCAGCGUGGUUUGAAGAUGUGAUGCUGCGUGUGGUCUGGAUUCCUGGAUCAGAGCUCAGGGCCCUCUGAGCACUCAGGAGCUGCUGGGACUUUGGUCUUACGCUGCAGAAUGAUCCAUGUCCUUAAAUUAAAUGCAAAUUUCUAUUAUCUGCUUGUGCUGAGCAUUGCUACGAAGGGUGCUAACGAAUCCUCCCCUCCCUGUCUUCACCCUCGCCUCUGGCCUCUGUUUUGGUCUUGGAAGAAAAGUGUGUUUUAAAACGGAUUUGGCUUCCAGAUGAAACCAACAUCAAAGCUUCACGAUCUGUAGAAAUACCUCAUCAGACACUACGCGCUACUGACCGUGUGUUGGAUCAUCGGGGACAGUGGAUAUCGGGAAGGGGAGCUGCUCCGAGAUGUGCUGAGCAGCGUAUCCUGACCCUCAGUGGAAUUGGAGCUAAUUCAGGCUGCAGUGCCCGUGUCCCCUGCGCGUGGGGACCGGUGUUCAUCCCUCCACAGUGCCACUAUGUCCCUUCCCCUCGCUUGGGGACCUCCAGCUCGCAGCGAGUUAUAGUGGAGCCUGCGAAUAAACACAGCUGCUCUGACUCAAACGCACAGCACGAGUGACUGUUGGGGGGAAAAGCGCCUGGGCUUGUGCGGGUGGAACUCGAAUAUCCACAUCCCUGCUGCAUCUCAGCUCUCCGGUGCUGAAGUAGUUGAAUCUUCCACCUUAUCCAUAUGCUGGAAAGGAGAACCUUCCUGAGAACCAAGCCUGGUGUCCAGCUCCGUGCCAGCGAAGAGCUAUGUGCCCCGUAAAUGUGUCUCCUAUCAGGCUGCUCUCCAAAAAGAGACCCUGGAGGCAAGGAUACAAUGGCUUGGGAUGGGGUGUGGGACACGUGAGAUGGAGGAGCUGUGAGUCUCCCUUUGCUGAAGCUGGGGAGAAGCUGGUCCUCUCCCUGGUGUGAUGGUAUGGCAGCAUUUUCUCUCCUUCCUUCUCCAUUCUGGGAUGGAGAGGCACAGGCUGGGCUUGGGAAGGGAAAGCAGCCAACUUGGAGAGCAGACCAGGGAAAACUGAGCACUGGGAAUUGGCGCAGAGCCUGUCCUGCUGAUGCUGAGUUGGCCUAGGGUGGAAACAACCCCGCUUGGUGGUGCUUCCUGCGCUGCUCCAUCCAGGGAGCUCCUUGGGUGCCCUGAGAGCUCCCCAUGUCUCCCCAGGAGGGUGAAUGGGGUGCCCUGGUGGGUUUUGGGGCCAUCGGAGCAGCCAGGCUUUAGGGGUAAUACUUGAAUUGCAUGUAUUUGGUCAGCUGUCACUGUCCUUAGGAGCUCUCCUGGCAGCUCGCCGGUGCUCCUGUGGUCACUGGGGACCUGUGCACAGUGGGGACAGCCCUCCUCAAACUGGGGCCACCAGCCAGGCUUGGAGUCUGUCUGAAAUCUUUUAGUCAUGGAAUGGUUUGGGCUGGAAAGGACCUCAAAGCCCGUCCAGUCCCACCCCUGCUAUGGGCAGGGACACCUCCCACUGGAUCCGGUUGCUCCAAGCCCCAUCCAACCUGGCCUGGAACCCCUCCAGGGAUGGGGCACCACCACUGCUCUGGGCAAUCUGUUCCAGGGCCUCCCCACCCUUACAGGAGAACAUUUCUCCCUAAGAUCUCACCUCAAUCUCCCCUCUUUGGGACAGGGAGUGGUGGGACUCCAGUGCUGAUGUGCUUGGUAUUGGCUGUAGCUGCGCAAGACCUCUUUGUCCAUCUGGGAGAAGCGGUGAGAUCAGCUCUGCCGUGAAGGCAACAGAUGCUCCUCAGCUUUCCCAGGACCCUGCUCCACCUCUCCGUGCUCUGGGAACGGCAGGAGAGCUGGAGCGUGGUCAGUGCCAGCCGGCUGCCUGUGGCUAAUAGUGUUGGAUAAGAUCCCAAGGUCAACUGUAGUUAACAGCCUUGUCUGGAAAUCCAUUUAAAGCUGUUCCUAGAGUUCCUUCACAUCUAGGUGUAAGGGGAAAGAGGGACUUGGUCUGCUGUUUGGGCAUGGAAAUGGUCUGGAGCUUGGGUUUCCAGGCUGCACAUGAGUGGAGCGAGCUGGGUGGUCGCUGUGGAGGGGUUGGUAGUCUUUGUGGACACGUUUGAGGUCUCAGAGGUGGUUCCACUGCAUCCCACCAGUGACUCCGCAUCCCUGUUUGGGGAGGAACAGCUAUUUGCAUCCUGCUGGGAACCGUUCUAUAGGUUGGUUCUGGAGGGCCGAUCUCAUCCUGCUGAUUUGGAAGAACUUCUUUAUAGCCUCCUUUGUCCAACCUUGAAUUCUACAGGGGCUGUUGCUGUCCUCCUCCCUCUGUCAGCAACCGGAGGCAGAUGAGCAAUGAAACGGACCAUAAAAAGCACCAAAGCGCAGAAAGCACCCGUGGAAAAGCUCUUUUUCCAGCUGGAUGGGUGCAUCCUCCAGCUGUGGGCUGGACCUGGUUAUCAGAUUGGCAAGAUCCCAUGGCAGGGUUUGGAGCCGGCUGCUCCGUCAGCUCCCGCUCCUCUCCCUGCAGCUCAAGUUCAGAUAAGUCAGGAUGGUUUUCUCAUAUGGAAGUUCUCAGCCCAGGAUGGACCAGCUUUUGGGGACGGAAGAAGGGGGAAAAGAGUCAUUCUUGGCUUGGUUUGGGUGGGAGCUGCUGCAGGCAGGGUGGGAACCACCUGAGCAAGAGGGAGUCCGUGGGUUUGAAAGCACUGAGCGGGCGCCGCUGGUGGAUCUGGGCAGGUUGAAAACCCUUAGGGUGUGUUUAGGAGGGACCCACGUCACCAUGUGUGUGUCUGAAGGUGCCUGUGGGUGCCCUGGCGAUGCUGGAGGAGGUGACCAGGGCUGGAGUCUGGUCUGGGGGCAUUUUGGGGUAGAAAUGACUGGAAAGCAGUGUCUGUAAAAGAAAGGAUCUUCCAGGAGGAAGGGAGAUGGCUGUUGUGCUCUGUUCUUCACAGUUACGAUCUGCCUUUGGGAUGAUUUUACCCUUAAUACCGGGUCUGCGCCUACCCUUGGAGGGCUUUGUGGGGACCCCGGCACCCACCCGAGCCCCCUCGGUUUCCGGGGAUGCAGGGAUUUAUCAGCAGCCCCAAGGGCUCCAUGGGGACCUCAGCACCCACCCGAGCCCCCUCGGUUUCCAGGGAUUUAUCAGCAGCCCCAAGGGCUCCAUGGGGACCCCAGCACCCACCUGAGCCCCCUCUGCUUUUUGGGAUUCAUCAGCAGCCCCCGCGGGCUUUGCAGGGACCCCGAGUCCUUUCGGCUUUCCAGGGAUGCAGGGAUUGAGCAGCAGCCCCCCAAGUGCUCCGUGGGGACCCCGAGCCGCCCUUCGGGGCUGCAGGGAUGGAGCAGCAUCCCUCGUAUCACUCCCCUCCUCAGCCCCUCGCUCCUCAUCCAGAGUCUUCCAGGGGAGACGGGGCUGCUGGGACCCCCCGAUCCCAGGGGAUGGUUGGGA